Messenger RNA from Lolium rigidum, 1355 nucleotides. Its product is annotated as heterogeneous nuclear ribonucleoproteins A1 homolog. The transcript has 9 exons. Gene Ontology annotation, molecular function: RNA binding. Bases 15 to 1073 code for a protein of 352 amino acids. Lineage: Eukaryota; Viridiplantae; Streptophyta; Magnoliopsida; Poales; Poaceae. The record is from RefSeq and is a predicted model, not a curated record.
GUUGAUUCCUAGGCAUGGACAGGUACCAGAGGGUGGAGAAGCCUCGGAACGAGGCGCCAAUUAGCGACAACGAGAUCAGGAUCACGGCGCUCGGGAGGAUGAGGAACUACAUCGGCUACGGGAUGUCGCUGCUCGAGGAAAAUGGGCACGAUGAGAUUACUAUCAAAGCCAUGGGUCGAGCCAUAAGUAAGACAGUCAUGGUUGCUGAAUUGAUCAAGAGAAGGAUAGCGGGUCUCCAUCAGAACACAUCUACUGAAUCUGUUGAUAUCACCGACACAUGGGAGCCUUUGGAAGAAGGCCUUCUCCCGUUAGAGACAACUCGUCAUAUAUCAAUGAUUACCCUAACAUUGUCCAAGAAAGCGCUGGAUACAUCAUCUACAGGGUACCAGCCACCCAUACCAGCUGAAGAGGUCAGACCUGCUUUUGACUAUGAACAUGAAGGAUCCUUUCCCACUGGUCGUGGGAGAGGUCGUGGUGGACGUGGUGGUGGCAGAAGAGGCAGGGGGGGCAGAGCUAUGAGCAAUGGGCCUCCUCCUUAUGAUUGGGGUGAAGAGUGGGAGGAGGAUGGAUAUGAGUACACCAGUAGAGGCAGAGGGAGAGGUUGGCCAAGAGGACGAGGCAGAGGGCGUGGCUACUACGGAGGUGGUCGGCGUGGUGGCUAUGGCUAUGAUUAUGGUUAUGGUGGCAGGGGCGGGUACUAUGAAGAGCAGGGUGAAUACUUCGAUGGCGAACCCGAUGAGUAUUACCCCCCUCCAGGCCGCGGGCGUGGUAGGGGAAGAAGAAUGGAGCAGAGUGAAUACUUUGAUGGUGGACCAGAUGAGUAUCACCCCCUUCCAAGCCGUGGGCGUGGCAGGGGAAGAAGGGUCGAGCAGAACGAUUACUUUGAUGGCGAACCCGAUGAGUAUUUCCCUCCAGGCCGCGGUAAACUCCGCCCGACACACCAUGUUUCUGUGCCUUUUGCACACUAUGACCUGUCACCAUUCACACUCAGUUGCCUCGCAGGUCGUGGCAGGGGAAGAAGGGGAGGACCAUGGCGCGCCCGAGGCCGUGGGCGUGGUCCGAUGCUAGAUUAAGGCGGGGCUUGCCAAGUGCAAACCCUGAAGCACCGCUGCGCUUAAUUAUCUGAUACUAGUGUUUAGUCCCUGUUGCUCUGUAUGUGGGGCUCUCUGACGUGAAUCGUUUUGCCCUUUACAUACUGCCUCUGAUGCCGCAUGACUUGCUGGGCAGAUUUUGUGUGGCGUACUCGUGGUUUGUUUAGUUAGGCAGGCUUGUCAGCGAAGUACUUGAACACCCAGCAAUCAGGCUGUGAAAUAUAGGCUUCCAUCGUCCUGUUUAUAUAUCUCCUGUUUCAUCUA